Messenger RNA from Rodentolepis nana, 954 nucleotides. NCBI's taxonomy places the organism in Eukaryota, Metazoa, Platyhelminthes, Cestoda, Cyclophyllidea, Hymenolepididae. The record is from the annotation of a GenBank genome assembly.
AUGGACGAUUCUUCAAUCGAUUUGGCAUGUAUUGAGAUGUUUGAUAAAGACUGCUUGAAAGUCAUUGAUAAAUCGCAGUGUGUACAUUUAUACACUUACAAUAAAGAAAAAUCCGAAUGGGAAAAAAGCGACAUUGGUGGUGUUCUUUUUGCUGUUGAACGAUCUUCACAACCCUACUUCGCUUUUUACAUCGUGAAUCGGCAAAAUUCAAGCAAAAAUUAUACCCAACCUCUUACAUCUAGUAUUGAGCUUUUGUUACGUCCGCCCCACAUAUUCUUCAGAACAACGAAAAGUGUAUUUUCUUUGUGGUUCUUCUCCUCAAUCGACACUGAGCGUAUUUACAAUCUUUUAAAAGGACUCAUUAAUAAAGCUACCUUGAAGGAAAGAACGGUGAUUCCAUCAAAUGUUCUUACGUCCAACAAGCAAUCGACAACUUUAGCUCCUGUUUGUAACUUUGCGCCGAAGGCUUCCAAUAUUAAAGAUUUAUUAUCUUUCGCUACCGAAGAAUAUAAUCGCUCGAAUGGAGAUGAUGCAAUACAUCCCAUUGCUCCGGCUUUUGACCCUUCUAAGUCUUUAAAAUUUCAAUUGCAAGAUAUUGCUUUGGACGCUUUACCACUGACACCGGGAUUCGGGGAUUGUCAAUUCGCCUCAGAUUUGGAGAAGUCAUUCAAGGCUUCUGCUGCAACAACAUCAAAAUUAGAUAACAGUGUUACUGAAACACCAGUACAUGCAGUAAAAAGUGAUGACAAUGAUAAGAUCAACGAAGAACUCUUGAGACGCUUACGCAUUCAGGAUAGCUCCCAUGGCGACAAAUCGCCAAGUGUUGAGGGCUUAAGCAAGAAUCAAUUCAAAGCCGCUCUUAUUCAUCUUAUUGAGACUGAUGAUGAUUUACUCAGUAAAUUGCAUUCGGCCUAUGCGGAAUCGCUGAACAAGCGGCUAAAUCGAAGGGCGUAG